This is a messenger RNA of Drosophila ficusphila, 15609 nucleotides long. RefSeq names its product prolow-density lipoprotein receptor-related protein 1 (gene LRP1). Gene Ontology annotation, molecular function: calcium ion binding; protein binding. The record is from RefSeq and is a predicted model, not a curated record. Lineage: Eukaryota; Metazoa; Arthropoda; Insecta; Diptera; Drosophilidae.
CGUUUGUCGAAAGUCUCUCUCAGAAAUCGAAAAAAUUUUGAAGCGAACGGUCGUGCCGCGCUGCUGCGUUCGAAAUUAUUGAAAAAAUCAUACAUUUACGUCGCGUCGGGUAAAAAGCCGGCAAAAAUAUUAUGAGUUGAAUGUGGCAGCUAAAACGUUUUGUGCCGACGCGAUUUGCGAAAAAUAAAUUAAAUCUCGCGGCAUGAGGAUCUAAGGAAUAAAUCAGUGUGUUGUACUAAUGCAGCAAAUUCUUGGAUCGCAAAACGUUUCCAAAAAAGUAAACAAAUAAAAUGCUUGUUUCAAUGGAAACUGAAUAAAAAAGUUACCUGUUUUGUGAUUUCCUUGCCACCCCCGGUUCACGAGUGUGUUUGUGUGUGUGCGUGCCCAUCUGUGUGAGUGUUGUGUUAUUGUGUAAAAGAAAAACAACGGAAGGCUGAACGACAACAACAACAAAUAGAGCAGUGUGUUCGUAAAGAGCGGCCAGCGGCAAAAUGCCGGCGACAGCGAAUUCGUGGGUGUUUUUGCUGUUGUUGUUGGUCGCCGUGGAAAGAUGCAGCAGCAACAGCCGCGGGCGCAUCAAUAGUCGCAGCAGCAUCAGGAAAAGCCACUGGCAGGAGCAACAGGAGUCCCCCACUUUGCGUCCCCUGCCCGAAAAAGGUCCCUGUCCAGCCUCGUACUUCACAUGCAACGAUGGAUUCUGCAUACCGAUGCGAUGGAAAUGCGACUCCAAGGCCGAUUGUCCGGAUAUGUCCGACGAGGGCAGCGAGUGCGCCGAGGCGCCCAAGUGCAACGAGGGGCAGUUUCGGUGCGGGGUGAGCCGCCACUGCAUCCCGGACAAUUGGCUCUGCGACGGGGAGUUCGACUGCGGCAAGGGCGACACAUCCGACGAACUGAACUGUCCGAAUGGCGAUACGCCCAAGUGCCGCGCCUUCGAGGGCCGAUGUCGCAACGGCGACUGCCUCGAGUUGUCCCGCUUCUGCGAUGGCCGCUGGGACUGUGAUAACGAUGAGCUGCAAUGUGAUAAGCAGAACGCUGCCUGUGCGGCGCUGAACUGCAGCUACAACUGCAAGUUGACCCCGCGGGGGGCACGCUGCUACUGCCCCAAGGGUCAGGUGCCGGAGUCGGCGAACUCCACCCGCUGCGUGGACUACGACGAGUGCUCCGAGCCGGGCACCUGCGACCAGCUGUGCCGCAAUACGCCGGGCUCCUACGAGUGCUCCUGCGUCUCUGGCUACACGAAGACCAAGGGAAGGCGCUGCCGGGCCAUCAAUGUGCCACCAACGGAGUCGGCCACGCUGGCCUUCCUUUCGCAGGACGGCGGCAUUCGACGCAUCGGAACCAAUGGCGAAGUCAUCGGUGCCGCGGGAGUAAAGGACACUGAUAAAGUUACGGAUAAGGAUGGCGCCGGCUCCGAGGAGCAACUGCUGACCACGAAAUCCUUGCGAACCGUCGAAGCCUUCGAGGUGUGGCAUCGGAAUCGAUCCCUCUGCGCCCUCCAGAACAGCUGGCAGGACGUCCACAUGCAGUGCCAACGCAUCGAUGACGCUCAGGUCAACUGGACGCUGCCCUUCUCCUCGUUCGUUCCCACGCGGCAAUUAUUUUCGGAGCUCCGCCUGGACUGGCUGGCGGGUAAUUGGUAUUUGCUGAACAACGAGAACGCGCUGGUCUAUCUGUGCACCAAUGCGAUGACCUACUGCCGCGUGAUUCUGCAUCCGAUCGACCACGUGUCCUCCUUGGUGCUGGACCCCACAAAGGGGUUUCUCUUCUACACGGACUACUGGACGCCCAGUUUGUCGCGUUCACUGCUCGACGGCAGCAAUCGCACUGUUUUGGUCACUGACCAAGUUUAUCAUCCGAGCAGCGUCACCUUGGACCUGGCGAAUGAGUUGGUGUACUGGAUUGACAUCUACAAGGAUGUGGUGGAGCGGGUCAACUACGCGGGACAGAACCGGUGGACCCUCAAAAGGAAUGCAGAUUCCCCGGUGCCAUUGAAGAGCAUCCACGAUGUGGAGGUCUUUGAGAAUUCAAUUUACCUGUCAGCCAGGAUGGACAAGGCCAACGGCAUUGUGGCGCUCGAUAAAUUCACGCUGAAGGCCCGCGUCCUCCUCUCGAAUAUGAGCCGCGGAGCCAAUUUAAGGAUUUUCCACCGGCAAAAGCAGCCGGAGGUGGCUCAUCCCUGUAGGGAUAACAACGCCGGCUGCAAUCAGAUCUGUGUGCCCCAGUGGACGAAGGGAUUCGCCAGUGCCAAGUGCCUGUGCACCGCAGGCUAUAAGCUGCACAACCAGACGACCUGUCUGCUCUCCGCCUUGGAUAAGUUCCUGGUGUUCAGCGACAACCGGCUGGCCAGGAUCAGCGGCGUUCCCCUGGACACCGAGCAAGUGCAGCAGUUGGUGCAGAUCGGCGAACAGCCGGAUGUGAUGGUGCCCGUAUACAACGCAUCCGGGGCGGUGGCCAUCGAUGUGAACGUUCGCGGCAAGUCGGUGUUCUAUGUGGUUCCCGACUUGGGAGUCGCGGAUCACGAGGAGUUGAGGGAACCCUCGUACAGCAUCCGGAGCCAGUCGCUCAACGGCAGUGUCUCCCGUCUCCUGGUCAGCGGACUGGACAUGGUGCACGCCAUGGCAUUCGACUGGAUCAACGAUCAUCUCUACUGGUCCGGACACAAGAGCAUAAAGGUGGCUCCGCUGCGGAACUUGAGCAAGGUCUUAACCUUCAGCACCGAUUGUGAUGCUAUCUCCCUGGAACUGGAUCCCACGACUGGUCUGCUCUACUGGACGCAGUGGGAGUCGCAAUCCUGCGAAGCGGGCAUCUACAGCGCCUGGAUGGACGGCACCCACAAGGAGCUGCUGGCCAAGAGCACCAGUGCGAUGCGGAUGAAGUGGCCGCGCAGCCUGGACGUGGACCGUCGCACCAAGGAGCUGUACUGGUGCGACAUCCAACUGUCCACCAUCGAGCACAUGAGACUGGACGGCACCGGGCGGGAGGUGAUCUUCAAGUCGGACUUCUUCCAUCCGUACUCGAUGGUGCAGAACAACGGACUGAUCUACUGGGCGGACAACAAGAACUCCACCAUUUGGCGCUUCCACGCACACCAAGCGAAUCUCUCUAGCACCUUUAGUUCCACAGUGCAUCUCCAGAGGGCUGGGCACUCGGCUGACCUGCGGAUCUUCGACGUGGCCACCCAGCCGAUGCCGCAGACACCCAGUGCUUGUGCGCAGUCAAAGUGCCCGGGGAUGUGCCUGAACACGCCCAAGGGAGCCAUCUGCCGCUGUCCCGACGGGUUCACCCUGAACGGCACCGGGAGCCACUGCAUCCCCCAGCUGGCUCCGUCGCCCGUUCGGCCCAACUGCACCUCGGGAUUCAUCUGCCGCAGCACGCGGGUGUGCAUCGAGGGCAAGGACAUGUGCGACGGCUUCGAGGACUGCGAGGACGGCACCGACGAGAGCUCCGAUCCGAGGGGUCCCUGCCACCCGAGCACCUGUGACAAGACCCGCAACUUCGUAUGCAACGGCCGCUGCUACCAGAGAUCGCUGCUGUGCAGCCACAUCGCCUACUGCUCGGACGGAACGGACCAGGCCAACUGCGAGCAGAACACCUGCAACAGCAACGAGUUCACCUGCCUGAAGAGCGGCCGCUGCAUCCAGAUGACCUGGGUGAACGACGGAGUGGUCGACUGUGGCCCCGACGACGAUUCCGACGAGCUGUCCGAGGUCUUCUUCGCCAGCAAGUGCCCGGAGUUCGACUGCAACAAUGGGCGGUGUCGCCAGUUCGCAGAUGUCUGCGACGGCAUCGAUAACUGCGGAAACAAUGCCGAUGAAACGGGAUGCGAUCAGGAGUGUGGACACGGCGAGAAGUACUGCCGCCCCAUUGGAUGCUACGGCGAGAUGCACAUGUGCGACGGAAUUCACGACUGCGAGGACUUCAGCGACGAGGCCAACUGCAACCAGACCAAGAGCGACAACCACCCAGUGAGUGGGUGGAAGGAGCUGGGCGAGUGCGCCCCGCUGGAGUUCGCCUGCCUGGAUCCGUUCGAGUGCAUCCCGGACUUCCUGCGCUGCGACGGCAUCCCGCACUGCUUCGACAAGACGGACGAGCUGAACUGCACGCAGAUCAAUGCCACCCGCUUCGACAUGAACGAGACGGUGAUCUGCGAGCACCCGGACCGACUGUGCGGCUUCUCCAAGCAGUGCGUCACGGUGGACCAGCUGUGCGACGGCAAGAACGACUGCGAGGACACCACGGACGAGGGCUUCCUCUGCGCGGACAAGCUGUGCGAACGCGGGCACGAGUGCUCCCACCGGUGUCACAACACCCCGGAGGGCUACAUCUGCUCCUGCCCGGACCACUUGUACCUGCAGCCGAACGGCAAGCGCUGCAGCAUGCAGCACGCCUGCGACCACUGGGACACCUGCUCGCAGGUGUGCGAGACCAGCGGCAAGAGCUACGACUGCCGCUGCCUCGAUGGAUUCGACCUGGGCUUCGAUCGGUUCACCUGCAAGAGCACCGCUCCGGACGAGCCGUACGUGAUCUUCACCAACAAGCAGGACAUCAAGGGGGUCAACCUGAAGACCCUGAACGUGGCCAACUUCUACACCUCGCUGAGGAACAUCAUUGCCCUGGACUUCCUCUACAACAACGAGUCCAACGUGGAGAUCUUCUGGACGGACGUGAUCGACGACAAGAUCUACAGGGGUCAGCUGGUGGGCGAGAGUCUGCGGAAUGUGGAGGCCAUCAUCCACUCGGGACUGUCCACCACCGAGGGACUGGCCGUGGACUGGGUGGGCAAGAACCUCUACUGGAUCGACUCGAAUCUCGACCAGAUCGAGGUGGCCAAGCUGAACGGCAGCUUCCGGCGCACACUGAUCGCCGGCAACAUGGAGAGCCCGCGCGCCAUUGCCUUGGAUCCCAGAGAGGGUCUCCUCUUCUGGACGGACUGGGAUGACAACUCGCCGAGGAUCGAGCGGGCCAGCAUGUCGGGCGAUGGAAGGCGCAUGAUCUCCACCAGCUGGCAGCUGAGUGCCGGAUGGCCAAAUGGAUUGACGCUGGACUACACGCAGAAGAGGGUGUACUGGGUGGACGCCAAGUCGGACUCCAUCAGCAGCACCAUGUACGACGGAUCUGAGCACCAUGUGGUGCUGCGCAACAAGGAGAUACUCUCGCAUCCGUUCGCCAUUUCCGUGUUCGAGAACUAUGUGUACUGGACGGAUUGGCGGACCACGUCCGUCAUUCGCGCCAACAAGUGGAAUGGCAGCGAUGUCCAGGUGCUGCAGCGCACCCAAUCCCAGCCCUUCGGCAUCCAGGUGAUGCACUCCAGCCGACAGCCGUGGGAUCGGAAUCCCUGCGGCGAGAACAACGGCGGCUGCUCGCAUCUCUGUCUCCUGAGUGGCAGGGGAACCUUCAAGUGCGAGUGCCCGCACGUGAUGCGUCUGGAUCCCAGUGACGAACGGAACUGCGUACCCAACGAGCAGGUCCUCCUCUUCGUCAUGGUGGACGAGAUCCGGGGCAUUGACUUGCAUCAGCCCAAUCACCACACCAUUCCAACCAUCAGGCAGUCUCCAAGGUUGGUGGCUCCACAACGCAUUGAUUUCCUGGUGGACGAGAGUCGCAUUUUCUGGUCGGACAUUCAACAGAACGAGAUCUCAAGCGCCGGCAUUUCGAACGGACUAAUCGAACCCAUUAUCAAUACGAACAUUGAGAAACCUUAUGGCUUUGCCCUCGACUGGGUGGCCCGAAACUUGUACUUCUCCUCGGGUCAAAUCAAGUGCAAUAUUCUGGCGAGCAAUCUCAAGGGCGAGUUCGUGGCCACCAUUCACGAGGACCUCAACAUGGUGGACAGCAUUGCCCUGGACCCGGCUAAUGGAAAAAUGUAUUGGAUACACUCCGCCUCCGAUGGAAGCAUCUCCCAGUUGGAGCAAUCCAAUCUAGAUGGUUCAGGCAGAUUGUUAAUCUACGAGCACGAGAACAAUCUCCAGAGCUUGGCCAUGGACUUUGACUCGCAGCGGUUGUACUAUGCGUACGACAGCUCGGGAAUCGCCUAUUACGACAUUCCAAGAAACGAGACGCACAAGGUCCUGGUGGCCAGUCAGAUCACCUCGAUCAGUUCGCUGACUGUCUACAACGGAACGCUGUACUUCCCGGAGAAUAUCCAGAAUGUGAUCAUGCAAUGCGAGAAGGAAGCCUGCUCCAACAUGUCCUACCUGAGAGUUAAUACAAAGAGCAUUCAGAGCAUGAAAAUGUUCUAUGCGGAUGCCCAAAUGGGAUCGAACACCUGUGCCAAGUGGGCCCUUCGCGGUGGCUGCGACCACCUCUGCCUGGCCACCUCGUCCACGGAGCACGUGUGCCGCUGUGCGCUUGGCUACGAUGUGGAGCCCAACAAUCCAACCGGCUGUGUUCCGCGGGCGGAGUUCAUCUUCUACUCCAUCGAUGUUCUGCAGGGGGUGGAGAUGAUCGAUCCAUCAGAGCAAUUCGACACGCCCUUACCGGCUUUGGUGCCCAUUUCCCGGGUGAGCUCGGCCAGCUUCAUCGAUUACCUGGCUGCCACGGACACGCUCUACUGGGGCGACAACGAGUUGGGCAGCAUCUCCCGCGUGAAACGCGAUGGCACCCAGAGGGAAACCAUUCUGGAGGCGCUCAACAUCGUGGGCUACAAGCAGCAGGACUGGCUGGGUGGCAUUGCCAUCGACUGGGUGGCCGGAAACAUCUACUGGAGCGACACGAAGCGGAACAUCAUCGAGGUGGCUCGUCUGGAUGGCAGCCAUCGCUACGUGGUGGUGUCCAAUCUGGAUAAGCCAACUGCCCUGGCGGUGGAUCCGCUGCAGGGAAUGCUCUUUUAUGUCACCCAGCAGCACAUCGGACGAGUUGGCUUGGAUGGCAGCCAGCCCUUCGUGUUGGUCAACCAAACGCGGCCCAACUGGGCGGUUGGCAGCCUGAUCCUGGACAUAGAGGCCACCAGGGUGUACUGGUGUGAGCGGUAUCCGGACGCCAUCAUGAAGGUGGACUACGAUGGAAACCUCAGGCAGCAGCUCCUCAAUGAGAGCCUCAACAAUCCAGUGGCGCUGGCCAAGAUGGGGGAGUAUCUGUACUGGGCGGAGAACAAGUACAACGAGGGCAUCAUCCGGGUGGCGCCUCUGGCCAAUCUCAGCCAGUCGCGGGUGGUGCUGCAGACGGAGCAGGAUGCGAUCAGGGACCUCAAGAUCUACUCCAAGCACCUCCAGCGGGGCAGCAAUCCCUGUGCCCACAGCAACGGCGGCUGCGAGCAGCUCUGCCUGUUCAACGGGACGAGCGCCAUCUGCGCCUGCGCCCACAGCAGGCUGGCCUCGGACGGAGCCAGCUGCGAGCCGUACGAGAACUUCCUGCUCUUCAGCUACCGCAGCAGCAUCGAGAGCAUCCACAUGACGGACCACAACGACAAGAACUGGCCGCUCCAGAUGAUCUCCAACACCAGCAUGAUGCGGAACGUGAUCGCGAUCAGCUACAACUACGAGGAGCAGUUGAUUUACUACUCGGACGUGCACCUGAGCACCAUCAACCAGGUGCACUUCAACGGCACCGGGCAGCGGGUGCUGCUGGGCCAGCAGGAGCGAGUGGAGGGCCUGGCCUACGACAUCGUCAACGAGCAGCUCUUCUGGACGUCGAACAACAACAACGCGGCCAUCCGGAGUGUGGAGCUGCGGCAUCUCUCCGAGCAGGCGGACCAGAACCAGAACCACGUGAAGAACGUGCUCAGUCUGCGGGAGAAGGACAAGCCGCGCGGCAUCACCGUGGAGCCGUGCCUGGGCAUGAUCUACUGGACCAACUGGAACGAGGAGUCGCCCUGCAUCCAGCGCUCCUAUCUCACCGGCUACGGCACCGAGAUGAUCAUCAAGACGGACAUCAAGAUGCCCAAUGCGUUGACCCUUGACCUGGAGCAGCACAAGCUGUACUGGGCGGACGCGCGGCUGGACAAGAUCGAGCGGACGAACUAUGACGGCAGCAACCGCGUGGUGCUGGCCCACUCCACGCCGAAGCACGCCUUCGCGAUGGCCGUCUACGGGGACCUGCUCUUCUGGACGGACUGGGUGCUCCACGCCGUGGUCCGGGCGAACAAGUACACCGGCACGGAUGUGCUCUUCCUGCGCGAGCACGUGACCCGACCCAUGAGCAUCGUGGCGGUGCAGAACAGCAGCAUCAACUGCGACGCGAAUCAGUGCAAGAUCCUCAACGGGCAGUGCGAGGACGUGUGCAUCCUGGACAAGAGCGGCCAGGCCACCUGCCACUGCACCCAGGGCGUCCUCGCUCCCGACGGCCGCCGCUGCAUCGCCCCGGUGAACACGAGCUGCGGCUCGUUGCAGUUCAACUGCCACUCCGGCGAGUGCAUACCCAUGGAGCUGACCUGCGACAACGUGACCCACUGCGCGGACGGCUCGGACGAGCUGCGCAGCUACUGCAUCUUUCGCGAGUGCCCGGACACGCACUUCAUGUGCCAGAACCACCGCUGCAUCCCCAAGGAGCACAAGUGCGACGGCCUGCAGCAGUGCGGCGAUGGCAGCGACGAGACCGCGCUGCUCUGCAAGUGCCAGCAGGACCAGUUCCGCUGCGGCAGCGGGGAGUGCAUCCCGCGCAAGUUCCUCUGCGACAACAUGAAGGACUGCCGCGACUUCAGCGACGAGAAGAUGUGCGCCCCCACGCCCUGCGAGGUGGGCGACGUCACCUUCGAGCACUGCGGCAACAGCACCAUCUGCAUCAUGCCCAGCUGGCGCUGCGACGGCGAUCCCGACUGCCCCGAUGGCACCGACGAGCUGGACUGCGCCAACCGCACCAACCUCAGCUGCGACCCCGGCCAGUUCCGCUGUGCGGCUGGGAACUGCAUCGCCGGAUCCUGGCACUGCGAUGGCGAGAAGGACUGUCCGGAUGGCAGCGACGAGCUCAACUGCCGCACCGAGUGCCGGGGGGACCAGUUCGCCUGCGGCACGGACUGCAUCCCGGCCAGCUGGCAGUGCGACGGCAAGAGCGACUGCGAGGACGGCUCGGACGAGGGGCCGCAGUGCCCCAGCCAAGCCUGCCGCCCGCACCUGUUCCAGUGCAAGAGCUCCGGCCGCUGCAUUCCCCAGAAGUGGGUGUGCGACGGCGAGAAGGACUGCCCCAGUGGCAUCGACAACGCAGGCAGCGAGGACGAGGGUCCCCAGUGCGGGGGCAUCGCCCACGUUCCCGACUGUCCGCCACCCGCUCACCUCUGCACCAGUGGUCUCUGCAUCGACUCGCACUACGUGUGCGACGGGGACGAAGACUGCCCGGGAGGCGACGACGAGUACGAGGGCUGUGUGCCGGCCUUCCUGCCCAACUCCUGUCCAGGCGGAUCGCAGAUGCAUCAGUGCCAGAACGGGCUGUGCAUAUUCAAGAACCAGACGUGCGACGGCAGGCCGGACUGCGGCGACGGUUCCGACGAGACGAGCAGCCUGUGCGCCCACACCCGCGGAUGCAACGGCACCGAUGACUUCCGCUGCAAGAACGGCGCCUGCAUCCACGCGGACUUGCUGUGCGAUCGGCGAAACGACUGCGCCGACUACUCGGACGAGGAGCUGUGCAACGUGAACGAGUGCCUUAUCCCGGACAUCUGCGAGCACGAGUGCGAGGACAAGGUGGUUGGCUACCAGUGCCACUGUCGCCCAGGCUACAAGGUCCUCCCGAAGAGUCCGCAUCUCUGCACGGACAUCGACGAGUGCGACGAGCAGCAGCCGUGCUCGCAGACCUGUGUGAACACCUAUGGAUCCUACAAGUGCCUCUGUGCGAAGGGUUACGCCCUGGUGGACCACCACACCUGCAAGGCCACCAGCAACGUGUCCAUGGAGCUGAUCUUCUCCAACCGCUACUACAUCCGCCAGGUGGACAUGGCGGGCAAUGGCAGCAUCCUGAUCAACGAGCUCUCCAAUGCGGUGGCUCUGGACUUCGACUGGGACAGCCAGUGCCUGUACUGGUCGGAUGUGACCAGCACAGUGGGCACCAUCAAGCGGCACUGUCCGAAGGAGAACAAGACGCAGACCUUGCACCAGGCCAUGCUGAAGAACCCGGAUGGGUUGGCCGUCGACUGGGUGGCCAAGAACCUGUACUGGUGCGACAAGGGAUUGGACACCAUAGAGGUGUCGCAGCUGGACGGGAAGUAUCGCCGGGUCUUGAUCAACGAGUACUUGAGGGAGCCGCGUGGCAUCGCCCUGCAUCCUUACCAGCGGCACAUCUACUGGUCGGACUGGGGCGACAGUCCGCACAUCGGCAAGGCCGGCAUGGAUGGCUCCAACCCGAAGAUGAUCAUCCGGGAAGGUCUGGGUUGGCCCAACGCCCUGACCAUCAGCUUCGAGACGCAGCAACUGUUUUGGGGCGACGCUCGGGAGGACACCAUCUCGGUGAGCGACUUGGAUGGCAACCACACGCGACUGCUGCUGGCGAGGAGCAUCAAUCCGCUGCUGAACCUGCACCACAUAUUCGCCAUCGCCGUGUGGGAGGGACGCAUCUACUGGUCGGACUGGGAGACCAAGUCCAUAGAGUACUGCAGCAUCUUCAAUAAGCACAACUGCACCACUCUGAUCACCACCAUCCACCGACCGAUGGACCUGCGGGUGUUCCAUCCCUACCGCCAGCAGCAGCCGAUGAGCGGCAAUCCCUGCCUGGCGGCCAACUGCUCCACGCUGUGCGUCCUCUCGCCGGAGGAGCCCUACUACAAGUGCAUGUGCCCCACCAACUUCAUCCUGGCCGAUGACGGACGCACCUGUCGAGCGAAUUGCACGGCGGCGCACUUCGAGUGCGUUAACACGUACAAGUGCAUUCCGUUCUACUGGCGUUGCGACACCCAGGACGACUGCGGCGACAACAGCGACGAGCCGGAGAGCUGCCCGCCCUUCCACUGCGAACCGGGUCAGUACCAGUGCGCCAACAAGAAGUGCACCCACCCGUCGAACCUCUGCGACGGCACCAACCAGUGCGGCGACGGUUCCGACGAGCUCAACUGCGACAAGUUCACCUGCUUCGACACGCACAUGAAGUGCGGAGCCACCGGCAACUCGAGCGCCUUCUGCAUCGACAACGUGAAGCGGUGCGAUGGAGUCAGGGACUGUCCCGGUGGAGAGGACGAGGCCGCCUGCACGCCGCUCGUCUGCAAGAAGGACCAGUUCCAGUGCGGCAACAACCGCUGCAUGCCGUACGUGUGGGUCUGCGACGGGGACAUCGAUUGUCCGGACAAGUCGGACGAGGCCAACUGUGAUAACGUCUCCUGCGGACCCAACGACUUCCAAUGCGAUUCUGGUCGAUGCAUUCCACUCGCCUGGCGCUGCGACGACGACCACGACUGUCCCAAUGGCGAGGACGAACCAGCCAGCUGCUUCACCUCCAAGGCCACCUGCGAUCCCACCUACUUCAAGUGCAACAACUCCAAGUGCAUUCCGGGUCGCUGGCGCUGCGACUACGAGAACGACUGCGGCGACGGCAGCGACGAGCUGAACUGCCAGAUGCGCAACUGCUCCGAGAGCGAGUUCCGCUGCGGAACGGGCAAGUGCAUCAAGCACAACUACCGCUGCGAUGGCGAGAUCCACUGCGACGACAACAGCGACGAGAUCAACUGCAACAUCACCUGCAAGGAGAAUCAGUUCAAGUGCGCCGCCUUCAACACCUGCAUCAACAAGCAGUACAAGUGCGAUGGCGACGACGACUGUCCAGAUGGGUCCGACGAAGUGAACUGCACCUGCCACGCCGACCACUUCAGCUGUGGCAACGGCAAGUGCAUCAUGUCCCGCUGGAAGUGCGACGGAUGGGACGACUGUCUCGAUGGCAGUGACGAGAGCUUCGAUACCUGCUCCAUGACCCACUGCCACGCCAACGCCUUCAAGUGCCAAAACCAGCUGUGUAUUCGGAACUCGGCGCUCUGCGACGGCGUCAACGAUUGCGGAACGAACGAGGAUGAAUGGGAUGAGGUGUGCGCGGCUUUGCCCAAGUGUAGGCACGACCAGUUCCAGUGCGAGAACGAUGACUGCAUCUCGAAGUUCUUCCGCUGCGACGGGCAGUAUAACUGCAUCGAUGGAUCCGACGAGAUGAACUGCCAGCCGCCGGUUUGUGGGUUCGGGAGCUGUUCGCAGAUCUGCAUCGAGAAGAAGGCGGGUCACUACAACUGCAAGUGCGCGGAUGGCUACCACAAGGGUCCGGAGAAGAACGCCACCUGCUUGGCGUCCGGACCGGAUCAGAUUCUUUUGCUCGCCUCGGAGCAGGAGUUCCGAUUCAUUCUGCCCGCCAAACAGGAGGGCACCACCGUGGUGGGCUUCUUCCAAACGGACAGCCUCAAGAUCGACGUGUUCGACAUUCUGAUCAGGCCAAAGGAUACGCUGCUCUUCUGGAUUGACUCACACCACGGCAAGGUGCACACCAUGAAGAUAGCCACUCCGCAUGUGGAGGGCACGGGAGUGCGGGUGCGCCGUGACCUCAAGGAGCUGACUGCAUUCAAUAUUCCUGAGCUUGAUGAUCCCAAAUCAUUAGCUGUUGACUGGAUCUCCCAGCGUGUGUACAUCAUUGAUUCGCGGCAUAAUCAAAUUCUAGCCACCGAUAUCGAGGGCAAGAAGUACAUCUCCCUUGUGUCAACGGGUAUGAAUCCCACGGACAUUGUCCUGGAGCCCGAGUCGCGCAUUAUGAUCUGGUCCACGCUGGAGAACGGCAUCUUGGUGGCCUCUCUGGACGGCAGCAACAAGAAGAGUUUGGUGGAGCGCGACGUGGGCUGGCCAAUCAGCUUGUCCAUGGACUAUCCAACUGGUCGUUUGUACUGGGCUGACUACCGCAAGGGAACCAUCGAAACGUGUCGCCUCAAUGGCAAGGAUCGCAACGUGGUGCGUCGCUUUGGAAACCGGGAGAAACCCCAGAAGAUCGACGUGUUCGAGGACUACUUGUACAUUAAGCUGUACGAUCAGAGUAUCAUCAAGAUGAACAAGUUUGGCAACGACAAUGGAACAUAUUUGCUGAAGGGUUACCGCUCCUCGGACAUCGGCAUCCUGCAUCCAAUGAAGCAGAAUAGGAACAUAAGCAAUCCCUGCGCCAAGGAUCCCUGCCGGUCCUCGCGAGCUUUAUGCAUUCUCUCCUCGGAAUCCUCCACGGGCUACAGUUGCAAGUGCCCCGAGGGCUACGCGAUGACCAACGAUGGCGUGUGCAUGGCGCACGCGGACAUCCCCGACUACUGCCCGCUGCAGUGCAACCUGGGCACCUGCAAGAUCGUGGACCACGUGCCCAAAUGCAUCUGCCAGCCGCAGUUCGAGGGCGAGCUGUGCGAGCACUACCGCUGCUCCGGCUACUGCCAGAACUACGGAGUGUGCACGGUGGCCCCGCAGCUGCCGGGAUCCCAGGAUCCGCCACCGCUGAAGUGCACCUGCACGGCGGGAUGGUCGGGUGCCCGGUGCGAGACCUCCAUGCCCGCCUGCCAGAGUCGCUGCCACAACGGUGGAUCGUGUCUGCUCUCCGAAACGGAGGGCAUGAAGUGCAGUUGCCCGAAGAUGUUCACCGGCGAACAGUGCGAGCACUGCAAGAAUCUCACCUGUGAGAACGGCGGCAUUUGCCGGAAAACGCUGACGGGAACGCCGCAAUGCGAGUGUCCCGAUGGAUUUACGGGCAAGCGAUGCGAGAUCGACGAGUGCGCCGACUUUUGCAAGAACGGCGGGUCCUGUGUGAUCGGAACCAAGGGUCAGCGGCAGUGCAAGUGCCCCAGCGGCUUCUUCGGCGAGCACUGCGAAUCGAGUUCUUGCCGGGACUUCUGCCAGAACGGAGGAACCUGCUUGGAGCGCGGUGGCCACCUGAGUUGCACCUGCCCGCCCCGUUUCAUCGGCGAGAGCUGCGAGUCGGAUCUGUGCAAGACCUCCAGUCCGCCGCACUUCUGCGAGAAUGCCAAGGUGCCCACCAGAGAUCCCUGCACCCUGAUUAUCUGCCAGAACGCGGGAACAUGCCAUGUCAUCAAGGGAGUGGCGCUGUGCAACUGCACGGAUCAGUGGAACGGCGACUUCUGCACGCUGCCCGUUCUGGACGACAAUCCCUGCGUGCGGUUCUGUGCGAACGGAGGCGUCUGCCACCUGGACGAGUACAUUCGUCCGCACUGCAGCUGCAUCGGCGAGUGGCAGGGAAAUGCCUGCGAACUCCCACCUCGAUGCGUCGGAGGAGAGUGCAACGUGUGUCGGCCGGGCAGCUCCAUCAACGAGUGCCUGUGCGACAAGGACAAGGUGGUGCCGUGCCUCGUGGACAGCGCCGAUGCCCUGAAGGGCGAGCAGGAGCAAACGGAGUCGGGCGGAGUGCUCUCCAUCUUGGCCGUCAUCUUGGCUGUGAUCCUACUGGUGCUAAUCCUGUUCGCCGGUGCUGUUUACUUCCUCAAGAAACAUCGCAUAGCUCAGCCAUUCUCCCAUGCUCGACUGACAGACAAUGUGGAGAUCAUGCUCACCAAUGCCAUGUACCGCGGUGAUGCAGAUGAGGCGCCCACUUUCGCCAGUGAAGACGAUAAGGGUAACUUUGCCAAUCCCGUGUACGAAUCGAUGUACGCGGAUGCCAUUCCGGAGCCGGUGAGCACGGAAAUAGCGCACAGCACGGCUCCCGACGAGCGGAAGGGACUGCUGCAGCACACGCACGACGAGAACCACACGCCGGACAUCCUCUGAUGAUUGACCCGCUGCGAGGGGGAGCUGUACUAGGCGCAGUCAGCCGAGGAGACAUCCACAUCCCAACACUCAAUAACGAUUUGAACUCGAACAAUGGACUGAUAGCGUAGCCCUAUAACGAAUUUUUGUAAACGUUUGUGUACAUUUUUUUUUCCUUCUAUUAUUUUUGAUAUUAUUUUAAUUUUUGGGUCGACCUCGGCCCUCAUCCAAAGAGCUCUAACUCGGGCAGCCUUGCUCCCUUUGUUAUGUCCCUAAUGAUGUCCUUAUAACCCAAUAAUCGGGAAAUCUUCUUGUCAUUUGUUUACACGUUUUACUAGCAAUGCGCCUUUUGAUAAAUGAAUUUUUAAUAUACGUGAAUGUGUGUAUAUCCGUAACGUAUUGAGGAUCUGUAAAUUUAGUAGUUGGUAGAUUUAGUUAAAGCUCGCGAGCUAAAGAGGAACGUUGUACAUAUUUUAUACAUUUAUUGCCCACAAGCAGCCUAGUUAACAUUUAAACGGAAAACCAUUCGAGCAGUCACUAUUAAUUUGCCAAUUAGUGAACGCGAGCGAAGUCGAAUUCGUCUUUUGAGAUUGACCAAAUAUGCAUUUAAAUUAAUUUAGUCUUCACAAUGCCAGGACGAACAAGAGCCAGCACAAACAGAAUAUAAAAAUCAAGAAACGAAACGCUUAGGAAUAAUUGCAUCACCACAUAUUUUACACCACAAUUAGAAUACUUAUGUCUACAUACAUGUAGCAUUAUUUAGUUGCACGAUUUUCGAAUCAAUCGACAUAAAAACGAAAGAGAUUUCCUGUAUAAAAUAAUGCUCAGAUAAAAGCCAAAUUUUAACAAUUAUACAAUGUAAAAAACUAUAUUUAUACAGAUAAUAAUGUAUGUAAUUAAUUAAGCAUAACUAACGCGCGACAGAUAACGCACAGCAAAAGAAAACUCUGUAAAAACAUAAUAAAUAUGAAUUAAUUCGCAAUAAAUAGCUCUA